This is a messenger RNA of Photinus pyralis (common eastern firefly), 1713 nucleotides long. Its product is annotated as histone H4 transcription factor-like. Gene Ontology annotation, molecular function: chromatin insulator sequence binding. Gene Ontology annotation, biological process: regulation of transcription by RNA polymerase II. Gene Ontology annotation, cellular component: chromosome. Bases 66 to 1655 code for a protein of 529 amino acids. The record is from RefSeq and is a predicted model, not a curated record. NCBI's taxonomy places the organism in Eukaryota, Metazoa, Arthropoda, Insecta, Coleoptera, Lampyridae. The transcript has 8 exons.
UUUCGCUCCAUAACCUCAAAUUAUUCUUGCUUAUUUGUAACGUUUUAUUUGCAUUUUUAAUUGAAAUGAACGACAAAUUAGAAGAAAAGCAGACAAAAAACAAAUUAGCAGUGUUCGAGCACAUACCUUGCAAAGAGAAAAAGAAUAAUAAUAAAAAUAAAAGAGGGUAUAAACGGGCAUUGUCACCAUCUUCCGAUAGUGGUUUGGUGAUCGAUGAUGAAGACUCGCAGCACCCCACUAAGAAACGUGUUCAAGGUGUUCGAUUAGUAAAAGAACCACUCUCCUUGGAGUGUGGCUGGAAUUCCUGUGAAGAAGUUUUCGACAGCUACAGAAAAUACAAUUACCAUGUUAAAGAACAUGCAGAAAAUGAUUGUGCCGAAGGUGAUGAGAUGAUGUGCAAAUGGCGUGAUUGUACCACGAUUAUUUCUGAGAAGAGCCUUCUUUCUCAGCAUGUUAGCUACCAUGGGUAUCAUACGAAGUUAAAGAACAUAGGAAAGAAUGUGUUAGGUCGACGUGAUUUGCCCGAUUGUACUCGUGAGGUAGAAGAGGCCUUUCCUUUGUACAUAAAUGGCUAUUCGUGCGACUGGAAAGAGUGUGGCGGUUUGUUUGAAGAUGUAUACGAAUUUCAUGAGCACAUUAAACUGCACAUUAACAGCAACCCGAAGUAUUGCAAAAAGGAUGAAAUUAUUGAAUGUUUAUGGCAAGGUUGCAGUUACAAAUGCUCUUCUCAGUACAAGUUGUCCGACCAUCUAAAAAUGCACACAAAGGAGAAGGUAGUGGCUUGUCCCACCUGUGGGGCUCAUUUUGCAGGUAAAACAAAAUUUUACGAUCACAGAAAGCGCCAACUGCCACCGGAAGUUCAGAACUAUCAGUGCUCGCAGUGCUCCAAGUUUUUUCCUAGCGAACGUCUUCUCAGGGACCACAUGAGGACUCAUAUAAAUCACUAUAAAUGCACAAUGUGUGACAUGACUUGUCCGAAACCGUCUGCAUUAGCUAUUCAUUUUAGAUACCGACAUUUAAAUGAGCGACCAUUGCAGUGUCAUCUCUGUAGUUAUAUGGCUGUAACUAAGCAGGCUCUGGAUGCGCAUCUUAUAACACAUUGUACGGAGAGCUUGCUUGCUUGUGAAGAUUGCGAUUAUCGGUGCCGGUCAUUUUAUGGUUUAGAUAAACAUUAUCAAAAAGUUCAUGGAUUGGAUUUGAUGCAAACCUAUGAAUGUCAUUGUUGCCAAGCUAAAUUUCAACGUGGCAACUACUUGACUAGGCAUUUGAUAAAAGCUCAUGAUUUCCAUUGGCCGUCUGGACAUUCUCGGUUCAGGUACAAAGAAGAUGCGGAUGGAAUAUUUCGCCUACAAACUGUCAGGUAUGAAAGCAUCGAAGUUACUCAGGAGAUGAUGAGCUCAACUAACACCACCAGUCAGCCAGUAGAAGUGCAAACGAAUAAAAGAUACAACUUGAGAAAAAAACAGCAAUCAUCAGAUAAAACGCCCAACUACGUUCUGAUGGUGGCCGAAAAUGGCGAACAAAACGUCGUGUGUCCGACUAAGAACAACAUUGUGAUGACUAUUAACGACAUUGACGAAAGUGGGAAUAUUUUAAACUCGGAAAUUUUGCAGUCGCAAGAAAUGCAGAUUGUACCAAACACAAAAGGCGAAUAAGCAUUGUUAAAUUCUAUAUUUGUAUACUAUAAUAUUUACAAUAACACAUUGAUAUUUA